CAUCAGCACGCUGGGCGGGCACCAGGGGAGGAGCCUGCUGUUGCCCCAGCAACAGCUGGGGCACUCGAGGAGAUCGCAGCUGCGGAGGCAUCUAUCACAGAUCUCCCUCCGCCCGGAAGGGCCCGGGUGAGGCGCGAGACCAGCCUCGACGGCGCCCGCAAAGAGGAGGAGGCCAGGCCCAUGAACUCCCAUCCCUGCGGCAGCUUUCGUUUCUAACAGUCAAGUACGCGGAGAACCAUGGCUGAAGUACACGUCAUUGGGCAGAUCAUAGGGGCCACCGGUUUCUCUGAAAACAGCCUCUUCUGCAAGUGGGGCAUCCACACAGGUGCUGCAUGGAAGCUAUUGUCAGGUGUGCGGGAGGGCCAAACACAGGUAGACACCCCUCAGAUAGGGGAUAUGGCUUACUGGUCCCACCCCAUCGACCUGCACUUCGCUACCAAAGGUCUCCAAGGUUGGCCUCGACUCCAUCUCCAGGUGUGGUCCCAGGACAGCUUUGGCCGCUGCCAGCUUGCUGGCUAUGGCUUUUGCCAUGUGCCUAGCAGCCCAGGCACCCACCAGCUGGAUUGCCCUACAUGGAGGCCCUUGGGCAGUUGGCGGGAACAGCUGGCACGGGCCUUCGUGGGUGGCGGGCCACAGCUGCUGCACGCAGACACCAUCUACAGCGGAGCCGACCGCUAUCGCCUGCACACGGCCGCGGGGGGCACAGUGCACCUCGGUAUUGGCCUGCUGCUGCGCCACUUUGAUCGCUAUGGUGUGGAGUGUUGAGGGACUUCACCGCCACUAGUCACCAUCGUCUACAGCCUUAGGAACUCUUGAGCACAGGAUGGCUCAGCUGUCAAGAACAGGGACUCUGGAUAUUGCCAGUCGACCUCACCCAAGUCAUGGCCCCUCUGUCCUACCUAGGACUGCAAAGCCAGGAAUUCCCCCAGGCCCAUGCGCCACUGAACCACCCGGUAGUAAGUCUGUGGGUUACAGGGACUCGAGGGAUGCACUUAAUAAAAACUCGCGGGUUUUUCAUGGG
Peromyscus leucopus (white-footed mouse) is the source of this 1021-nucleotide messenger RNA. It is a transcript of the gene B9d2, whose product is annotated as B9 domain containing 2. Gene Ontology annotation, biological process: cilium assembly. The transcript is spliced from 4 exons. Lineage: Eukaryota; Metazoa; Chordata; Mammalia; Rodentia; Cricetidae. The record is from RefSeq and is a predicted model, not a curated record. Gene Ontology annotation, cellular component: MKS complex. The coding region runs from base 238 to 765 and encodes 175 amino acids.